ACCAUGAAGCUUGUCAACAUCUGGCUGCUUCUGCUCGUGGUCUUGCUCUGUGGGAAGAAGCGAUUGGGUGACAGGCUGGAGAAGAAGGCCCCGUGUGCUGGCUGCUCCCACCUGACUCUGCGGGUGGAGUUCUCGUCGACAGUGGUGGAGUACGAAUAUAUCGUGGCUUUCAAUGGAUACUUUACAGCCAAAGCUCGGAAUUCGUUCAUUUCAAGUGCUCUGAAGAGCAGUGAAAUAGACAACUGGAGAGUCAUACCUAGGAACAACCCUUGCAGUGACUACCCGAGUGACUUCGAGGUGAUUCAGAUAAAAGAGAAGCAGAAAGCAGGGCUGCUGACUCUCGAAGGACAUCCAAACAUCAAGCGUGUCACUCCCCAGCGCAGGGUCUUUCGUUCCCUUAAGUACGCGGAAUCUGACCCCAUCGUGCCCUGCAAUGACACCAGGUGGAGCCAGAAGUGGCAGUCAUCCCGUCCCCUUCGAAGGGCAAGUCUCUCCCUGGGCUCUGGAUUCUGGCACGCGACUGGCAGACACUCGAGCAGACGGCUGCUGAGGGCCAUUCCUCGGCAGGUCGCCCAGACCCUGCAGGCUGACGUGCUUUGGCAGAUGGGCUACACAGGCGCUAGCGUCAGAGUGGCUGUUUUUGACACUGGGCUGAGCGAGAAGCAUCCCCACUUCAAGAACGUGAAGGAGAGGACCAACUGGACCAACGAGCGGACGCUUGACGACGGGCUGGGCCACGGCACCUUUGUGGCAGGAGUGAUAGCCAGUAUGAGGGAGUGCCAGGGCUUUGCUCCCGACGCAGAACUUCACAUUUUCAGGGUCUUCACCAAUAACCAGGUGUCCUAUACCUCGUGGUUCUUGGAUGCCUUCAACUAUGCCAUCUUGAAGAAGAUCGAUGUGUUAAACCUCAGCAUCGGCGGCCCUGACUUCAUGGACCACCCCUUUGUUGACAAGGUGUGGGAACUAACAGCCAACAACGUCAUCAUGGUUUCUGCUAUUGGCAACGACGGGCCUCUUUAUGGCACGCUGAACAACCCUGCCGACCAGAUGGAUGUGAUCGGAGUAGGUGGCAUCGACUUUGAAGAUAACAUCGCCCGCUUUUCCUCCAGGGGAAUGACGACCUGGGAACUACCCGGUGGUUACGGUCGUGUGAAGCCUGAUAUCGUCACCUACGGUGCUGGAGUGAGGGGUUCCGGCGUGAAAGGGGGCUGCCGGGCCCUCUCGGGGACCAGCGUAGCUUCUCCAGUGGUCGCGGGUGCUGUGACCUUGCUGGUCAGCACCGUCCAGAAACGUGAGCUGGUGAACCCUGCCAGUGUGAAGCAGGCCCUCAUAGCGUCUGCCCGGAGGCUCCCUGGUGUCAAUAUGUUCGAGCAAGGCCAUGGCAAGCUUGACCUGCUGAGAGCCUACCAGAUCCUCAACAGCUACAAGCCCCAGGCAAGUUUGAGCCCCAGCUACAUAGAUCUGACCGAGUGUCCCUACAUGUGGCCCUACUGCUCACAGCCCAUCUACUACGGAGGGAUGCCCACAAUCGUGAACGUCACCAUCCUCAACGGCAUGGGAGUCACGGGAAGAAUUAUCGAUAAGCCUGACUGGCAGCCCUACCUGCCCCAGAACGGAGACAACAUCGAGGUCGCUUUCUCCUACUCCUCAGUACUGUGGCCGUGGUCGGGCUACCUGGCCAUCUCUAUUUCUGUCACCAAGAAAGCGGCUUCCUGGGAAGGCAUUGCCCAAGGUCAUGUGAUGAUUACCGUGGCCUCCCCAGCAGAGAUGGAAUCACAACAUGGUACCGAGCAGACUUCCACAGUGAAGCUCCCCAUCAAGGUGAAGGUCAUCCCCACACCGCCUCGAAGCAAGCGGGUUCUCUGGGACCAGUACCAUAACCUGCGCUACCCGCCCGGCUAUUUCCCCAGGGACAACUUAAGGAUGAAGAACGACCCUCUGGACUGGAACGGCGACCACAUCCACACGAACUUCAGGGACAUGUACCAACAUCUGAGGAGCAUGGGCUACUUUGUGGAGGUCCUUGGUGCCCCCUUCACGUGCUUUGAUGCUAAUCAGUACGGAACGCUGCUGAUGGUGGACAGCGAGGAGGAGUACUUCCCUGAAGAGAUUGCCAAGCUGAGGAGGGACGUGGACAAUGGCCUCUCGCUCAUUGUCUUCAGUGAUUGGUACAACACCUCCGUUAUGAGAAAAGUGAAGUUUUAUGAUGAAAACACAAGACAGUGGUGGAUGCCGGACACGGGAGGCGCCAACGUCCCAGCGCUCAAUGAGCUGCUCUCGGUCUGGAACAUGGCGUUCAGCGACGGCCUGUACGAAGGGGACUUUACCCUGGCAAACCAUGACAUGUAUUACGCGUCAGGGUGCAGCAUCGCCAAGUUCCCAGAAGACGGCAUAGUGAUCAUGCAGACGUUCAAGGACCAAGGGUUGGAGGUGUUAAAGCAGGAGACGGCGCUGGUUGAAAAUGUCCCCAUCUUAGGCCUUUAUCAGAUCCCGUCUGAGGGUGGAGGCCGGAUUGUGCUAUACGGGGACUCCAACUGCUUGGAUGACAGUCACCGGCAGAAGGACUGCUUUUGGCUGCUGGACGCUCUCCUUCAGUACACAUCGUAUGGGGUGACCCCUCCCAGCCUCAGUCAUUCCGGAAACCGGCAGCGCCCGCCAAGCGGAGUGGGCUCCAUCACCCCAGAGAGGAUGGAAGGAAACCACCUGCACCGGUACUCCAAGGUCCUCGAGGCCCACCUAGGAGACCCGAAGCCCCGAGCGCUGCCUGCCUGCCCACACCUGUCCUGGGCCAAGCCACAGCCCCUGAAUGAGACGGCUCCCAGUAACCUUUGGAAACAUCAAAAGUUACUCUCUAUUGACCUGGACAAAGUGGCGUUGCCCAACUUCAGAUCAAACCGCCCUCAAGUGCGACCAUUGUCUCCCGGGGAGAGUGGUGCCUGGGACAUUCCAGGAGGGAUCAUGCCUGGCCGCUACAAUCAGGAGGUGGGCCAGACCAUUCCCGUCUUUGCCUUCCUGGGAGCUAUGGUGGUCCUGGCCUUCUUCGUGGUACAAAUCAACAAGGCCAAGAGCAGGCCCAAGCGGAGGAAGCCCAGGGUGAAGCGCCCCCAGCUCAUGCAGCAGGCGCACCCCCCAAAGACCCCGUCCGUGUGA
Molecule: messenger RNA, 3150 nt
Organism: Orycteropus afer afer
Lineage: Eukaryota; Metazoa; Chordata; Mammalia; Tubulidentata; Orycteropodidae
Gene: MBTPS1
Product: membrane bound transcription factor peptidase, site 1
Biological process (GO): proteolysis
Cellular component (GO): Golgi apparatus
Molecular function (GO): serine-type endopeptidase activity
Source: RefSeq, a predicted model, not a curated record